This is a messenger RNA of Ostrinia furnacalis (Asian corn borer), 757 nucleotides long. RefSeq names its product dynein light chain 90F (gene Dlc90F). NCBI's taxonomy places the organism in Eukaryota, Metazoa, Arthropoda, Insecta, Lepidoptera, Crambidae. The record is from RefSeq and is a predicted model, not a curated record. Gene Ontology annotation, biological process: microtubule-based movement. Bases 129 to 479 code for a protein of 116 amino acids. The transcript has 3 exons. Gene Ontology annotation, molecular function: dynein intermediate chain binding. Gene Ontology annotation, cellular component: cytoplasm; cytoplasmic dynein complex.
GCAACACACACUAACUCAUGUCAAAUUGAUUGAAGUUGUUUCUCGCAAAUUGAGCGUCAAAAAUUUUGUUGUUUUUGUAUCAAACCAUUCCCAAAAAAAAACUUAUUUUCUAUUACCAAUAUUAAAUCAUGGAGGUCAAAGAAUGCAACGAUUUGGCUGAGGAAAACCAAUUUAUUGUGGACGAUGUGAGUAAAAUCAUCAAAGAAGCUAUUGAAAAUUCCAUUGGCGGCACUGCAUAUCAGCACAAUAAAGUGAAUCAAUGGACUUCGGCGGUAGUGGAGUCUUGUUUGGGUCAACUGACGAAGUUGCAAAAGCCUUAUAAAUAUAUAGUUACAUGUACCAUUAUGCAGAAGAACGGAGCUGGCUUACAUACUGCUUCGUCAUGCUUUUGGGACAACAACACGGACGGCUCUUGUACUGUGCGCUGGGAAAACAAAACUAUGUACUGUAUCGUGUCCGUGUUCGGACUUGGCAUCUAACAUUAAAUUUAAUCUUGGAAUUGUAAGUUAACUCCAGCAUCGGUUGCAAUUUGAUUAUGCCUUGCUUGUGAUUAAGAAGAAAAAUAUUUUCUGUCCAAUUGCACUAUAGCAAAUCUCUAGUAUAAUGCAAGUAAUGUUAACAGCAUAAAUAACAUUGUUUUCAAUAGAUGAUUGUUAAAUCAAAAUCAUAAAUAAAAAUAUAUGUAGCUCUUGCAUAGACAAAAUAUAGUAUUACUAUAAUAAUAUGAAUAAAUCAAAAUCAAUUAGGUACUGUAGCA